This is a messenger RNA of Diutina rugosa, 537 nucleotides long. RefSeq lists its product as uncharacterized. The coding region runs from base 1 to 537 and encodes 178 amino acids. Lineage: Eukaryota; Fungi; Ascomycota; Pichiomycetes; Serinales; Debaryomycetaceae. The record is from RefSeq and is a predicted model, not a curated record. The transcript has a single exon.
AUGGGCCACCUCAACGCGCAAAACUUCCACCAAGCGUACGUGCUAGCCGGGCGAGUGAAGCGGAAGUUGGUGCUGGACGCCAAUAACCCCCGUCUGGGGCUCCGCUCGCUUGUGUUGCAAGCGAACUUGUUGGACAACUUGAUGGGCGACAUUGACGAAUACUCCCAUGCCCGUUACUUGGAAAACAAGGCCGCCGCCCUCAAAUUGCAGCGUGAGCGCUUGGCGCAAUCGAAGGUGUCGCAAGUCAAGGCCGCCAACACUAAUAACACCAAGCCUGACCCCGUUGCCCACACUCUGAUAGAGUAUAACGAAGUCGAGCUGGAGCUGAGCGACGACGAAGACUACGUAGACACCUUCUCGUCGGAACUGGAGCUGGACUACCUGAGCGACGAAGACUGCUACGAUACCCCUGACGAAUUGGCCCAGUUGGUGACCGCCGUCACCCAGCUGAGCAUCAGACGUGAGAACCACAGCUUCAUUGAAGAGGAAGAGUUGACAUUCGAGGAAAACUAUUUCGCCCCCGCCAUCGCUGCGUGA